CGUAAUUUCAUUUUUCAUCACAAGGGUUCGGAGCAUACUUUAGUCAAGAAUCUUCAAAUUGAAGAUGUUGUAGAAUCAAUUAAGAGCCCUGAUUUCAUUCGACUCAAGCUCAUCCCAGGCGAUGAUGAUCCGACAAAAAGGCUCGUCCCUCAAUCGACUUAUCGUGUUGUGGAUACUCUUUACGAGUUGCACAAUAUUAACAGUCCUCGGAAGACUCAUGCAGGUCGCCAUGCCGGCACUAUGGAGGCUCAUAGGCUAGGCAUAAGUUAGGAGGACAUUAAGGCAGGAGGACGGUGGACCGCAGAACGAGGUCGCAUGGAAAACUUUUAUUUACCAUGUUUGCCUUCGAAAUUUGCACUUGGGAUGGCAGGAUUUUAUAACGAGCCUUUCUUCCUCGCUCGAAACUCUGUCAUCCCACCAAAGGCACUCCAGCUAAUGAUUUUUCCUUGGAUUGAAGAUUUCUUUGGAAAAAACAAUGUGUGGUGGAGGAAUGAAUGCUUAAGGGAAAUGGACGAAGUGGAUCCAAACAUCGUGCCCGACAUUUCUGCUGCGUCAAAACCUGGAACGGCAGUAGAAACCAACCAGUUAGCUGGACCUUCUUCGAACACAAUCCUUUAUUCGGAACUUGAUAUCUCCACGUCCGGGUUUCUGAGACUGCUUGUACGAUGCCGGCGAAUCAUACUUCAAGAUGCUGCAUCUCGACUACGCUAUCAUGAUGCUGUUAGCAAUGACCAACAGAGCAGGAUUUUGGAGGAUGAUAUCUUCAGAUCACCUUUAUUCUUGGAGUUCCAAGAAGAGAUGAACGCUGUUGUGGUGAAGGGUCCUGAGGCUAAUAUUUCGCAAAAGUUGACUACAAUGGUUCCUGAGAUUGCAGAAGGGCUCGAGGAAGUUUGGAGGAGUUCAAAUAGCAACGCUCCACUCAUACAGCAACAAUUAAAAGAGCUGCAGCGACGACUGCAGUAACAGCAACAGCAACGACUGCAGCAACAGCAUCAGCAACGGCUGUACCAACAGCAUCAGCUCGAGCUACAUCAGAUAGGAGCACAAUUACAGCAGUAUCUUGUCAAGAUCAAUCAACAAUACCAAUAUCAGCAAUAUACGUUCAACUUUAUGCAAUAUAUUUACAACAAUCAAUGCCAACAACAGCAAUCAUCUCAGGGGAUGUCUAGUCCUCAUCCUUCAUUAGCUUUUCCUUCACUGGCUGCUCCUUCUCUACUGGUGGUACCCAAUCCACCAAAUGCAUCAUUGCUAACCACACCUCAGCUCCAUCAGUCUUCUCUGCAGUCGACGACUCAAUCACCAGAGGGCUCUGCAGCACCAACAUCAGCAAAGAAAAAAAGAAAACGAGACACAUGGAUCUCUUAUACACCACAAAAAUUUCAAAAACUACGCGCCUG
Molecule: messenger RNA, 1397 nt
Organism: Lobosporangium transversale
Lineage: Eukaryota; Fungi; Mortierellomycota; Mortierellomycetes; Mortierellales; Mortierellaceae
Exons: 1
Coding region: 316-963 (215 amino acids)
Molecular function (GO): DNA binding
Source: RefSeq, a predicted model, not a curated record